CGUAAGCCUAUGGCUAUGACGUCUUCUCAAUCCCCAAAAAUCAGGACCUCUUUUCCCUUAUUCUAGAAAGCGUCUCGCCGAUAAGAUAAGAGGAGCUCACUCACUUCUUUCCUCUCGUGGAGGGCACGUCCUUCGCGUUCUUUUGACCCGAAUUGGGCCCGACCCACCACCUUAUGGACUCUAACGGCCUCACUCGCUUCCGCCACCGUCAAUCUCCAUCCUCUGAGCGCUUUCUAGGCGACUUCACCCGCGCGCUGAAGUCUGAAUAUCCCUCCACCUCCAACACAACCAGCAACGACUUCAACGACCUCAGCGAGGAAGAUAUAUUUUUCAGCCCCGACUUCUCGGUCUCCUCCCACGCCGACCAUCGCAACCACCGUACCCCUGUCUCUUCGUCCUCUCCUUCCCCCCGCCACCAUAGCAAGAACUUUUCCCAGCCUGAAUCUUUCGGCAUUCUUGCUGCCGUAGCAGAACAUGAACCUUCCCUGAAGCUUAAGACCUUCCAAAAAGCCUCGAUUUCCUCCCCCGUCUCUGCCUCCAUCUCAUUUUCUUCCUCCUCGACCUCCUCCUCGCGUAUUAUUCCUUGCAUCCCUAAACCGCCUCAAGACCGCCUUCCCACCCUCUUUUCGUCGGCGAAAUCCCACCAACACCAGUCAGCCCCUGUGAACGUGCCGGUGUUUGCACGGGUGAUGAGGAAUCAGAAGGAAUUUGAUGAUAUUGACGAUGAGGAACAAGAGGAGGAGGAAGGAGAAAUGCUACCGCCACAUGAGAUUGUAGCGAUGGGGUCUACCAGCUCGCCAUUGCUGGCUUGCUCGGUGCUAGAAGGAAUUGGGAGGACAUUGAAGGGAAGAGAUCUCAGGCAGCCGAACACUGACAUUCAAGGGUGGUGAAUCGGUGUUUUUGGACGGGCAUGGAAAGGAUGUUCAGAAUUUUCUUUGCUUAGAAACUCGAAAACUAUUGUGGGAUCUUAGAAUACAGUUGCGUUAUAGCUGUGAAGAAGAGCUUGGUUGGGAGCUAGAAAGGGAUUAUUGCACGAAGGCUGAAGAUGAUUGUAUGUGUUGAAGCUGGCCUUUUAGAAUCGCCCUUAAAUUGGUAGGGUAUGGGCUGCCGAAUGGUGUAUUGCUGUUCUGUAUUUGAUAGUUGUAGGUGGUGCGCUCAAUGGAUUCGACUGUUUGCUGUUCUGAAACUGCAAUGCACAUAAAUAUUCAUGAAAAUUUGUGU
Messenger RNA from Tripterygium wilfordii, 1221 nucleotides. RefSeq lists its product as uncharacterized. Bases 174 to 890 code for a protein of 238 amino acids. Lineage: Eukaryota; Viridiplantae; Streptophyta; Magnoliopsida; Celastrales; Celastraceae. The transcript has 2 exons. The record is from RefSeq and is a predicted model, not a curated record.